AUGCUCGACGCCAAUGCGUUCCCGCACCUCGUCGACACGGUGCUCUCGCACUGCACGCGCCCAACGCUUUUGACACUGCGGCUCGUGAGCCGGUCGCUCCGGGACUCCGCCGACGGCGCGCUCGCUGCCCAUGUUGUGCUGUACGCGCCGGAUCGCACGGCGCCAGAGUACAUCGACAUCCUGACGCGCGAGGGGCGCCACCCGGCCUUCUUGCUCGCAAGAGUGUACUCGCCGUUCGGGGAACACACGACGUGCUCCGAGGCGUUCCAUCGGACCGUUACAAUCCUGGAACGCACGCGCACGGUCGACCUCGUCGGGGAUAUGGACCUCGACAGCCUGAACGCGAUCGCCAGCGCACUGUCAGUCGACUUGGUUCGCACCCGGCCGGGGGAGGACGGCGCGCCGCCGCCGCUUGGGAUCGUGCACGCCCCGCGCUUGAUCAGCUUCACGAGCUUCACUAGCCAGUCGCCGUGCGUCCCGCCCGUGCUCGUCCCGGACGGAACGAGCACGUUCACCCUGCAUAUACGGUAUGCCAUCGCCGAUGCAGGGCAUGCACACGCGCACCUCGGGCCUAUUAAGCUCGCCUCCAGCGUGUCGACCGUCGCGGUCAUCUUUUCACCACAGACACGGACCACGGCCGGCCCGCUCCCCAUUGCCGACCUUCGUCCAGCAAUAGACACCCUCGUGCUCUGCGUCGCGGCCCAUCUCCCCGAGGUACAGUUCACCUUUGUCGGAUGCGACGGCCUGAGCCUGUUUCACCACCCCCUGAAACGACCCCUGUCGGUGGAGAGCGCCAUCCGCAACGGGGUACACAUCAAGCUCAGCGCACAAGGCCUCAAUAACUGGCAAUGCGUCGGGGCAAUGUACCAGCUCCGCUUUUGCACCGUCGCCCAGUGGCAAGCCAUGCGCGACCCUGUGGAUUUCGCACUCGAGAUGGAAGAGUAG
Messenger RNA from Vanrija pseudolonga, 945 nucleotides. RefSeq lists its product as uncharacterized. The record is from RefSeq and is a predicted model, not a curated record. The coding region runs from base 1 to 945 and encodes 314 amino acids. Lineage: Eukaryota; Fungi; Basidiomycota; Tremellomycetes; Trichosporonales; Trichosporonaceae. The transcript has a single exon.